Molecule: messenger RNA, 2256 nt
Organism: Aethina tumida (small hive beetle)
Lineage: Eukaryota; Metazoa; Arthropoda; Insecta; Coleoptera; Nitidulidae
Product: peptide-N(4)-(N-acetyl-beta-glucosaminyl)asparagine amidase
Exons: 11
Coding region: 152-2038 (628 amino acids)
Biological process (GO): protein quality control for misfolded or incompletely synthesized proteins; protein deglycosylation; glycoprotein catabolic process
Cellular component (GO): cytosol; cytoplasm; nucleus
Molecular function (GO): peptide-N4-(N-acetyl-beta-glucosaminyl)asparagine amidase activity
Source: RefSeq, a predicted model, not a curated record
GCAGCGUCAUCUUUCCAUAGCAACUUUCACUAUUUAUUUAAAUUGUUUUCAUUUUUUAUUAGCAACAAUUAUUAAGAAAACUGUCAACAUAUUCAUAUCUGACAGAUAAACAAUGUUAGACGAAUGGCUAACCUUAAUGUGAGGUUUUUACAUGAUUAAGCACAAUACAAUGUCUUGGGACACGGUAAAACAAAGUAUCACUUCCAACAAAAAGGAGGAGGUGAACGAGUCUAUCAGGCUUUUGAUAAAAAUCAGUGAGAACAUAAUCAACAACCCCGAAAAGCCGGACAUUAGGACAUUGAGAAAAUCUAACAAAACUAUUUCCUCCAAGGUAUUGGCCAUAAAUGGUGGCCUAGACUGUCUACAGUUGAUGGGAUUCAAAGAUGAAGGUGACAGCUUGACGAUGCCUUUCAAUAGCUCCCUGACACAUCUCAGGAUAGUUAAAAAUGAUCUACAGCUUCUGCAGCAGGAUAUCAUCAAUGGGGUUAUAGAGGUUGGAGAAAAAGUCAUUGUUACAGCUACCCAAGAGGAAAUUAUAAGACAGGUUGAAUUGCCUCCACUAGUUCAUAUUUUCACCAAUCCAUUUUUAAAGCACAUUGAAACACAGCAUCACCUAGCUUUAGUUUAUGAAGAUGAGACUUUACAGGAACGAGCUAGGAAACUGAUGCCAAUAGUAAGACUUGAAGAUAAAGCUGUUGAACAUUUACGAAAUAUUCAAAAGGAAAUCAAAAAAAAAAACAUAAAUGAUUUAAAUGUAUCUCUGCAAGAUAUAUUGAUAUUGGAACUUUUGGCCUGGUUUAAAAAUACUUUUUUCACUUGGGUUGAUACUUUGGACUGUUCUUCUUGUGGAGGAAAAACUAAAGUGUCACACACAAGCAAGGAUGAGAAGCUAUUGGUGUACACCCAAAGAGUUGAGAUGCACCAGUGCACAAUAUGCAAGCAGUUCACACCGUUUCCACGGUACAAUGAUUUGAAUAUUUUGUUGGAAACCAGAAAAGGGAGAUGCGGAGAAUGGGCGAAUACCUUCACAUUGUUCAGCAGAGCAAUGGGUUGGGAUGCCCGUUUGGUGGAGGCCAUAGACGAGGAUCACGUUUGGACCGAGGUGUAUUCAUUUUCCCAAAAACGUUGGUUGCACUGCGACCCAUGCGAGAACGUUUGUGACAGACCCCUCAUGUACGAAUGCGGUUGGGGCAAAAAGCUAAGUUAUGUGAUGGCGUAUUCUGGGGAAGAAGUCCAGGAUGUUACUUGGCGCUAUUCGGCACAACAUAAGCAGGUGUUGCAAAGGAGGAGAAAAUGUCACGAAAACGAGCUGGUGGACGCUUUAAUUCAACUCAGGACUAAGAGACAGGCCAAUUUGACAGAACCGAGAAGACAAUACCUGAUAAAGAGACUAUUGUUUGAGUUAUUGGAGUUUUUAAUUGAACAGAAGCCGAAUAAUGAGGAUUCUCAAGGGAGAACCUCCGGAAAUUUGGAAUGGAGAUUAGCGAGAAGUGAGAUUCAGUCUUAUGAGCCUUAUACCUGGAUUGUGGAUCAAGUACCACAAAAUUACGUAACAAUUAAAUAUUCAUCCUCUUUGGAUGUCUAUGAAUUGUCAUAUGAUGAUGAUGUUAAAGUUAGCCUUAAAGGAUGGAGUGCUGGUGCAUAUUAUAUUGAAAAUGUGUUUAGAAAAGAGGAGACAGACUGGAAAAUGGUUUAUUUAUGUAGAACAGAAGGCAGUGAUAAAGCCACUAUAUCCUGGAAAUUCAAUGUCACUAGUGGCAUGGUUAUUGAUACAAUAGAUUUAACCUUUGACUGGACAGUUUUUGAAACAGGCAUCGUUGAAACCGUGAUUUCUGCUGAGAACCUAAUAAUACAGAUUUCCAAAGAUGUAAAAGCCAUAUCACAUAAAAUGUUGAGUGGGAAGACUGAGUUUAUCAUAAGUGCCAUUUUGAAAAAUGGAAAUGGUGAUAUGGCGUGGCAACAUACCCAACUCUUCCGACAAGCAAGCGACUGUGACAAAUUUCCCUUUAUUGUUAAAUUAACUUUCAGAGGUGCUUAGAAGAUUUUUAUGAGUUCAAAAUAUAUUCUUAUAUACGUUGAUUAUUUUUAUGUUUUUUUUUAUCGUCUUUAUAUUAGUGAGUUGAGUGAAGUGAUUUUAUUACAGUUUGUAUUCCGUCUUAUUUUAUGUGAUAAUGUAAAUGAAGCAAAAGUUCAUUAUUUUAUUUAAACUGUUUUAUAUUACGUUGUAAGUUUGCAAUAAAAUUUUAAUUUUUAAAA